AUGUGAAAGGCCGCGUGGUGACGUGGUCAGAUGUGAGCACUGGAUUGGCCAGCAAUCCUCCAAGUUCGUGGGAACAGGACCCACUUACGAACCAACAAUACUGGUGGGCAGUUGUAAAGCCAGUGUCACCUGCAAUCACUCACAUCUCCCUACUUCAGUCAUAACCGUUUACUCUCCCACUUACAGAAACCUAACAAAUCAAAUCGUCUAGAUCAAUUAAAAAUCUACUCCAAACCGAAAAGAUUAAACCCCGUUUGCCCAUAAAAACCGGAAGAGCACAAGUGGAAACCUGCGAAAUGAGCGGGGAAAGCAAAUACAAGUGAGAGAACGAGAACGAGUCAUUCGAAACUGCUCUUUCUAUAAAUCACUCUUUCUCACUUACCAAACCCUUUUCUUCGCUUCACAGAUCUAUCUACUGAACUCAAUUUUCAGUUAAAGUUCAAAGAUGGAAACUUUUCUCUUCACUUCUGAAUCUGUCAAUGAAGGUCAUCCCGACAAGCUUUGUGACCAGGUUUCCGAUGCUAUCCUGGAUGCCUGUUUAGAACAGGAUCCUGAGAGCGAAGUUGCUUGUGAGACUUGUACCAAGACUAACAUGGUUAUGGUGUUUGGUGAGAUCACAACCGAGGCGAAAAUAGACUAUGAGAAAAUAGUUCGAGAUACUUGUAGACGUAUUGGGUUCACAUCAGCCGACGUUGGCCUUGAUGCUAAUAAAUGCAAGGUUCUUGUUAAUAUUGAGCAACAGAGCCCUGACAUUGCCCAAGGAGUUCAUGGGCAUCUCAGCAAGAAACCUGAGGAAAUUGGAGCUGGUGAUCAGGGACACAUGUUUGGCUAUGCCACUGAUGAAACAUCCGAGCUCAUGCCACUAACUCAUGUCCUUGCUACCAAGCUUGGUGCCAAGCUCACUGAGGUCAGAAAGAACAACAAAUGCCCAUGGUUGCGGCCUGAUGGUAAGACCCAAGUGACUGUUGAGUAUCGUAAUGAAGGUGGUGCCAUGGUCCCAGUUCGAGUUCAUACCGUUCUCAUUUCGACACAACAUGAUGAGACUGUUACCAAUGAGAAGAUUGCUCAAGACUUGAAAGAGUAUGUGAUUAAGCCUGUUAUCCCUGCUCAGUAUCUCGAUGAGAAAACCAUCUUCCACCUUAAUCCUUCAGGUCGGUUUGUUAUUGGUGGACCUCAUGGAGAUGCUGGACUCACUGGUCGGAAAAUCAUUGUUGAUACAUAUGGUGGGUGGGGUGCUCACGGUGGAGGUGCCCUCUCUGGAAAAGAUCCUACCAAGGUGGAUAGGAGUGGUGCGUACAUUGUUAGGCAAGCGGCAAAAAGUGUAGUGGCUUCAGGGCUUGCACGCCGUUGUAUUGUGCAGGUAUCUUAUGCAAUUGGUGUGCCAGAACCACUUUCAGUGUUCGUUAACACUUACAUGACAGGAAAAAUCCCAGACAGUGACAUUCUCGCUUUGAUUAAGGAGAAUUUUGACUUCCGGCCUGGAAUGAUUGCUAUCAAUCUUGAUCUGAAAAGAGGAGGCAACUUCAGGUACCGGAAAACGGCAGCCUAUGGUCAUUUUGGUCGCAAUGACCCGGAUUUCACAUGGGAGACUGUUAAGCCCCUUAAGCAAAAGGCCUAAGUGUGUGAUUUUGGCAGGGUAUUUUUGGCAAAUGGUUAUUGUCGUGGCCAUCAUUCUGCUUGUGGGGGAGAAAUAAAGAAAAGCGUAUAAUCACAAUCAUCAUUCUGCUUGUGCGGGGAAUAAAGAAAAGCUUCCAUGCAUAUGUCUGAAAUAUAAUUGACAUUUUUCACUCAGGUCUGCGGUGGUACCGGGACAUAUGCUUUACAGCUGAGAUAUUAGCAAAUCUAGGAUCCUGUUAUAUUUGUCAUAUGUUUUUCCCUCUCAUUUUAUUUCAUUUUCUUGUAGUUAUAUUGUUUCUGGAACAUCCAAUUUGUUUACCGAGAAUGUUAUGUGAUUUGAUCAAAUUUUGAAUUUA
This is a messenger RNA of Mangifera indica (mango), 1973 nucleotides long. Its product is annotated as S-adenosylmethionine synthase 2-like. Gene Ontology annotation, biological process: S-adenosylmethionine biosynthetic process. Lineage: Eukaryota; Viridiplantae; Streptophyta; Magnoliopsida; Sapindales; Anacardiaceae. The record is from RefSeq and is a predicted model, not a curated record. Bases 446 to 1618 code for a protein of 390 amino acids. Gene Ontology annotation, cellular component: cytosol. Gene Ontology annotation, molecular function: ATP binding; methionine adenosyltransferase activity. The transcript has 2 exons.